AUGGCCAAGAUGGCGGCGUCCGUGGUGGAGACUGGAGAGGAUGCGUUCAGAAAAAUAUUCAAGUUGUACAAGCGCAAAAACCCUCCGCCGGAUUUUGGCGAUGUUAUUGAUUUUUCCAAAUGCGUGACGAAUGAUAAGAUAGUUCCAGUGAAACUAGAGCCAGCUGUGGUGAGUGAUGGAGAUGCUGCCAAGGUUGGACUACAUCCUGUCAAAGACUGGAGAGCGUACAACUUGCAGGGCUACCCAGGGUUCAUAUUCAUCACAAACCCGUUUCUUAGCGGCUCGCAGCCCUUCUGGAUUCGACAGUGUUUGAAGAUUUACCCUCAGAAGCCAAAUGUCUGCAACCUAGACAUGCACAUGUCUCCCACUGAUACUCAGGAUAUCUGGGCCAAGAGUUUACACAACCUCAGUUGUCCUUCUGUUGGAAAAAGAGAGCCUAGAACCCUGUUAGAGAGGCUGCGCUGGGUCACCUUGGGCUAUCAUUACAACUGGAAUAGCAAGACCUACUCUGCAAAUCACCACACUCCAUUUCCAGCUGAGCUCCACAUCUUGUCUGGCCAAAUAGCAACUGCUUGCGGCUUCCCGGGUUUCAAUGCAGAGGCUGGGAUCCUGAACUACUACAGGUCGGAUUCCUCUUUAGGAAUCCAUGUGGAUGAAUCUGAAUUAGAUCAUAGCCGACCGUUGCUGUCUUUCAGUUUUGGCCAGUCAGCAGUCUUCCUCCUUGGCGGCACGCAAAGACAGGACGCUCCCACCGCCAUGUACAUGCACAGCGGGGAUCUGAUGGUCAUGUCUGGACAGAGCCGCCUUCUUUAUCACGCAGUGCCUCGCAUUGUCCAGGCACACCAGGAAGUGGCAGGUCUUGGGACUGAUCGAUGCAGUUUGCAGGGCAGUGCUGUGGUGGAGCAGGUAUCGGAAGAGGACUGGGCUGUAUGCUCCAGGUACAUUCAUAGUUCUAGGAUUAACAUCACUGUAAGACAGGUACUCGGUCAAGGGCAGAGCUUCCCAGAAACACCUCCUGUUCCUGGCAACAAAGAGGAGGACCAAGCAGAAGAAGACUGUUCGAAAAGAAGACGUAAAAGUGACUCAUUUAUGACUGAAGAGACCUGA
Molecule: messenger RNA, 1107 nt
Organism: Nerophis lumbriciformis (worm pipefish)
Lineage: Eukaryota; Metazoa; Chordata; Actinopteri; Syngnathiformes; Syngnathidae
Source: RefSeq, a predicted model, not a curated record